This is a messenger RNA of Laccaria bicolor S238N-H82, 702 nucleotides long. RefSeq lists its product as uncharacterized. Bases 1 to 702 code for a protein of 233 amino acids. The record is from RefSeq and is a predicted model, not a curated record. The transcript has 4 exons. NCBI's taxonomy places the organism in Eukaryota, Fungi, Basidiomycota, Agaricomycetes, Agaricales, Hydnangiaceae.
AUGAGACUUUGCCGCUGUCUCCAAACCUUUCCGCGGACGCUGUUCAUGCGUUCAACAGUGGAGACACCCGCGCCAGCGGUAUCAUCUGAGCAGGACCUAAUGACAGCGGAGAAGCCCCUCUACGGCACGGAUGACGACGCCUCUGCAGCGCGCUUUACAAUUACGCGCAUCGAAGUGGGGAGGUAUCGUCAGUUCGAAGGAGGAGAUCAUAGUGCGGACGCGCCUCAGGAAGCCACUGCGUUCUCGGCCUUGGGUGGGCGUUUGGAACUCGAAAACAUUGUGUUGGAGGACGUGGAUAGUGUGUAUGCCGUCUUGAGGGAACACACCGAGGGUCUGCAUCCGAGUCGUCCUCAUGAGGACACGGAGAUCCGUCUGUACGUGUGUACGCACGGUGAGCGAGAUUGUAGGUGCGGCGACAUGGGUCGGAAGGUUGUUAGUGCUUUGAAGAAGGAAGUGAAGGAGAGGGGGGCCAGCGCGGACAGGGUGAGAAUUGAGGAGGUGGGGCAUGUUGGUGGACACCAAUACGCUGCGAACGUUUUAGUUUUUCCGCACGGCGAAUGGUUGGGACGGGUAACACCAGAGACUGUCCCCGAGUUACUCACCACCGUCCUUGCGAGCCCCAGGAGGCCUUUCACGCCUUCAGACCCCCCUUUGCUUAGAGAUCAUUGGAGGGGACGCACAGGGUUGGGGAAGGAGGAGUAG